Molecule: messenger RNA, 1578 nt
Organism: Sparassis crispa
Lineage: Eukaryota; Fungi; Basidiomycota; Agaricomycetes; Polyporales; Sparassidaceae
Product: plasma-membrane proton-e
Exons: 8
Coding region: 1-1578 (525 amino acids)
Biological process (GO): proton transmembrane transport; regulation of intracellular pH
Cellular component (GO): plasma membrane
Molecular function (GO): P-type proton-exporting transporter activity; ATP binding; ATP hydrolysis activity
Source: RefSeq, a predicted model, not a curated record
AUGCAGAAGAGCAGUAAAUAUGCACAAACAAAGAAUGCUAAGGUGUCCACGGACUUGUACGACAAGGAGAAAGUUGAUCUUGAGACAAUCAUCGUGGAGGAUGUAUUCAGGCUCCUCCAGUGCAAUGACAAUGGGUCGAUGACGGAGGAGGCACAGCGCCGUCUCGAGCUGUUCGAUCCCAACAAGCUUGAGUUGGAGGAGCAGAAUGCGUUUCUUCAGCACCGUCUCGAACUGUUCAGUCCCAACAAGCUCGAGUCAGAGGAGCAGAAUGUGUUUCUUCAUUUUCUGAGUUUCAUGUGGAACCUGUUGUCCUGGGGUCAUGGAGGCUGCCGCCUUGGUUGCCAUUGCAAUGGUGAACAUCAGCCUCCUGACUGGCAAGAUUUUGUCAGUAUUGUCCUAUUGCUUUUGGUCAAGGUGAAGGUCAAGCGAGAUUGUACCUGGCAGGAGAUCGAGUCUGCUGGACUUGUUCCAGGUAAUAUGGUUUCGUUUAAGCUUGCUGCUCUCACCGGUGAGUCGCUGCCUCAGAGCAAGAAGACCGGCGACCAGUGCUUUUUGUGUUCUACAUGUAAGCAGGGUGAGGCUGAAGGUGUGAUCAUCUUAACCAGUCCUAAUACCUUCUUCGGUUGCACGGUGUUGCUCGUUGGCCAGGAUGAUGACACUACCAGACACUUGCAGAAGAUUCUUGCCCAGAUUGGAUCAUUCUGUCUUGUCAUUAUUGGCAUCUUCCUACUCGCCGAGAUUUUCUGCUUGUACGCUGGCUUCAGUUUCCAGUACUGUUGUGGUCUCAAUAACAUCUUGGUGCUCUUGAUCGGUGAAAUCCCAAUUGCGAUGCCUAUGGUGCUGUCCGUCACCCUUGCUGUCAGUGCUCAGCAGCUUGCAAAGUACAAGGCCAUCAUUAUCUGUAUCACUGCAAUUGAAGAGCUGGCCACUGUCACCAUCUUGUUCUCUGACAAGAUGGGUACCCUCACUGCCAACAAGCUGACCGUUGAUUGCGAGACCAUUUGUACCUACGGUCCUUUCUCUAUUGAUGCCAUCAACACUUGCAUCAUCUUCGCCAUUGGCAAUCCAUCUCGCGCUCGUGCUGGUAUCAAGCUCCUUGACUGCAAGCCUUUCAAUCCCCUCAACAAACGUACUGAGAUCAUGUACCACGAGGAGUCGUCAAACAAGCUCAAGUGUGUCACCAAGGGUAUGACUGGUAUCAUCAUUGAGCUUUGCACGCACAGCAAGACCGAGAAGAUUGAGUUCAGGCCUGAGGCCAACGUUGAGGAGUUGGUGAGUCGUGGUCUCCAUACCUUGGCUGUCAUGUAUGAGGAGUUGGACAGCGAAGAUCCCGAGGGUGAAGGUAAUGCCUUCGAGCUUAUUGGUCUGCUCUCCAUCUUCGACCCUCCCCGUGAUGACAUCAAGCAGACCAUUAACAACACUAUCGCUCUCGAUGUUUGCAUCAAAAUAGUCACGGGUGAUCAGCUCACCAUCACGAAGGAAACUGGUUGUCAUCUCAGUCUCGGUGACCACAUGUAUCUCACUCAGGUCCUCAAGGAUGGUUCCGCACCUGGUAGCAAACACGCACUUCUUGACUAA